Molecule: messenger RNA, 3787 nt
Organism: Acanthoscelides obtectus
Lineage: Eukaryota; Metazoa; Arthropoda; Insecta; Coleoptera; Chrysomelidae
Source: the annotation of a GenBank genome assembly
AAAUUCAGUAAUUUUUGAUAGCUGACAGAUUGUUAAAAUUAUUUAAAAUCGAUUGGAAUUUAAAAAACACCUGAAAUUGCUAUUUUUAAAAAGUUUUUCACUAAUCACCAGAUUAUUCAUAAGAUCACCAGACCUGGCAACACGGAUACUAGUACAAAGAUGUCGCUUUUGUGAUCAGCUGUUCACCUCAGUAGACGUCAAAACGUAAUGGAUAGUCGUGAAAAAUACAUUAGAUAGAGCCUAGCAGAGCAUAUUUCAACAGUUUGAUUUCGUGGUAGUGUUACCUUUACUCGGGCCGAAUUUUAUUCGUUAAAAUAAACUAGAGUGGAUUACAUUCUGUGGGGUUAUGCCAAAACAAAUGAAGUGAAGUAUAUAGUUGUGGUGUAAAGUACUAGUGUGCCUACUCGGAGUCUGCCAAAGGAUUCAGCUCAGGAUCAGACUAUAUUUGAUUCAACUUGAAAAGUUAGAUUCAAGUAAGUAAAUUUCGCAUUCUUCACAGAAACAUAGCUUACCUGUAUUAUAUGAAACGCAGAGGUUCUCAAAUGUUUUUCGUCUACUGCCGACUUAUUGUCUAGCGCCCCCCGAAAUUGUUAAAGAAGAUGUCAGGGUCAGAGGUGGAGAGUUGUGUCGUCUACAUCAGAGAGUGAAUGUCCUUGUGACUAUUGAAGAGCGAGGAAAAAAGAUAAGAAGAUGUCUAAUACCUUGUCAUCACGUUUGAAAAAUCCGAAGAGGUAUGAACUAAUGAAAUCACACAGUCAGGCUCAAGUUCUAGCUAAUAAACUGCGUCAAGAUGGAGUUUUGUCUACAGUUGAAAACGUUAUGCAAGCUGUAGAGCAAGUUGCCGCACUUUUAGCUUCAAACGUUGGCGAUAACAAGCUGGCUUACAAAGACAGUGUCAUAAAUCUAUGCCAACAUCUAAAGGUAUAUGGUAUGUAUUUGGAGAUCCUCUUCAAAGAACAGUUAGAUCACGCCUUCAAGAUAUUCAGAGACAAGGCGCAAGAUGACGUGCAAGUGGAAAUACUGUCACGGUUGCAUUUGCUGGAACUUAUUGAAUUGAGAGCCAAAGGUUGGAAGGAUACUGAAGGAAUGAAUGUUUAUUAUAAGAAGAAGUCAAAUCAGUGUGGGGCAUCACAGGCAGAUAUAUUAGACUCGAUAACCAGCAUGACUGGUUCAGUCAGUUCCAUGAUAUCACCAUCGCCUCCACUGUUAGCUGCUGGUGAAGUGAUCACAUCAUCUGGAAAAUUUGCAAAACCGACCCGCAUACCCGGAAAGAAAUACUGCAAAGAUGAGGUGGUAAUAAGAAAUGCUGAUUCAGGAAAAGUAAAUCCUGGAGCUAAGGAGCGGUUGGUUCAGAUUACUGGCGCUAACGAAGAGAGCAUAACUCAUGCAAAACAGUUGAUUGAAGACACGAUUCGACGGAACGCCUCGCCUGUUCGAGAGCAAUCUGCAUCCAUGCCUUCAGGUCUGAGAGGAUCGAGUUCUAGCUUAGCCUCGUCCACGUCUGAGGAGGCAGCAGCCGCUGGAAGAGCCAUCUCUCCACCAGCACCCGGCAUACGUCAUCUUGUACACAGUCUCAGUACCAACGAUGCAGCUAUUGGAGAGUACAAGUAUACCGUUAUCGCAAACGGUUGCACAAUUAAGAUUACCGGAGAUAACUUGGAUCUUGUUAGAACAAGCAAAUUAGUGUUGGAUGAAUACUUUAGUGGUGAGCCAAUUCACGACGCAUCUCAGUUCUACAUCUUUGAUAGUCUACCACAGCCGAUUCUUCCUGAGGAUUUUUCGAGUACAAAUGCUCCCAUGCCGCCUCCGGAAUCGUCGCUAUUUUCGCAAGAAUCCUAUAGUGGCGGCGAGGAUGAGAACGAUAACGUGGAACCGCGAAAGCCUCGUCUUUCAGCUGAAGAUUUGUUGAAAAACAAAUCAGUCGUUGGUGAGCCUACCUCAAAUCCACCAGAUUGUCUGAACAGUGAGACCACUGUUUGUACAGAAGGCUCGAAAAAGGACUACUUCUACUCUAUAGAGUUUUUGGCUCAUCUUGCUAUGUCUCCUUUGUGUCUUAUGCAGCCUGAUGAUUGGAAACGGAUCUCGAAUGACCAUCCAACACUUGUACGAAGUGUUGUUGAAAAAUUCGAUGCUAAGAAUUAUUUGUACUCCCGUACUGUGGAAUCCAACGGAGUGAUUAGCGCUGAUGAUAUUGACCCCUCAGAUGUUUGACUUACCGAAGGCGAGAGCUGGAUCUCAAACUCCAAAAAAAUAGGAUUAUACGUUUGUAACGUAGCAUAUUUAUAAUAAAUGGAAAGUUGCUCCGCAACAAAAAAUGGCUGUUGUCUAUGUUGUUCUGCGACAGCUCCAUUGAAUCUUUAUAACUCAUCUUUUUCGCUUGAUCUGGCCGAACAUCUGGAAUCAUCAUUGUAAACGUUCACGGAUGUCUUGCAGGCAGCCGUCUGUAAAAUUUGUUAUGGCAUAAGUACUUGCACUUUGUUAGGCUGCAGAAUCUCGAGGUAUCUGGGAGACUGCAGUACUUAGACAAGUGUAUACUCCAGAUUAGAUCAUAAUUUUGUCUAGUUACAGAUAUUUUUGUGCCUUUGUGGUGUAGAUUGUAUUAGACAUGCAUAGUCAAUCUAAUAUUUAUAUAAUGAUUUUUUUAUACUUAUUAUAAAUUUGACUUAAUGCUCACUGAAAAUAGUAGAUUUUGACUUUAUUAACAAACAAGACUCUUAACAAAACUAUUAUUUUUUUGCUUCAAGGUGGCACGUCCCUUUUUUUGGAUCUCUUUUUAACUUCCUCUUUGCAGCAGUAUUCUAAAUCCUUUUCAUCUGAUAAUUUCAUGGUGUGUAUAGAGAUGGCUAAAAAACAAUGUUUUCAUUUUUAGUUUUGUAAAAAAUGCAUUUUUGUGCAUUCUUUCUUCAAUCGGAAAUGGUUAAUAAAUAUAAGUACACCUCUGAAAUUCUUUGUGAUUAUUCUUCUUUUAGGGAAGAAUGAUUCGAGAGAUUACUUUUGUUCUUAUCACUCUUCGUUUUCGAAAAAUAUUUGAUUUCCUUGAAACCUCGUCUCGCAGCAAGUUGAGUUUUCAAGAAAAGCAAAGAUUUUUCGAAAAGGAAAAGUGAUAAGAACAAAAGUAAUCACUCGUUUCAUUCUUCCAUAAAAAAGAAAUAUAGUAACACAACUUCCGAUUGAAUAAGAAAUACACAAAAAAUGCAUUUUUGACGAAAAAAAUGAAAACAUUGUUUUUUAGUCAUCUCUAUACACACCGCGAAAUUAUCCGAUACAAAGGAUUUAGAAUACUGCUGCAAACAGUAAGUUGAAAAAAAAAUCUAAAAAAGGGACGUGCCACUUUAACACCAUUCUAGCUGACAUUCGAUGCACAAAAAUCAAAUUCUAGUUAACAGUUGAUGAAGAAACCUAAGCUGUAGAGUGAUCGAUUCAAACAAGUAAUAUUUGCAGAGGAUAUAAUAGAAAAUGUAAAAUCAUUGCCAUGGUGGAAGCACAUAUGAUCAGCAUGGAUGAGCAUGGUCAAUAACGCAUACCUACCAGUUGCUCACAGCUGUGGCUUCCUCUGCAUCUGUAGAAAUGAUUUUUUUCUGCAUGUGGUCUGGUCCAGUCAAAACUUUGGAAUAGGCUUGGAAAUGUGAAGGCAGCGAAAUUGGUGUUCCUUUCUUCUUCAUUAAAAUUUUGUUAUAAUUACAUUAAUGAAAACUGUGCAUUUGAAUAAGUAUUUUUCAUUUAUGUAACUGAUUAUUUCUGCUCUAAUACAUGUACUUUAAUGAAAAAAAUCCAGUUUGUACCUAAA